GUCACUGAACGCAGCUUUCAGAAGCAUUUUACACAAGAACAGGAUAUUGGCAACUCAACUGUUAAAUCUGUCUGUGAUCAUUCUUCCUUGAGAUCACUCUGAUGUCACCAGUGUAAUUUGAGCCGGGAGCUUUUGUUCACACUUUAAAUAGUAGUCCCGGAAUGAUUUUGCUACAGACUCUCUGGAGAGCCCCGGGAGCUGAAUUCCAGAAGAUCCCCAUAUCGAUGAAAGCAAAGCGAAGCCACCAAGCCAUCACCAUGUCCACGUCGCUUCGAGUAAGCCCAUCCAUCCACGGCUACCACUUUGACACAGCUUCUCGCAAGAAAGCUGUGGGCAAUAUCUUUGAAAACAUAGAUCAAGAAUCACUCCAGAGGCUCUUCAAAAACUCUGGAGACAAGAAAGCAGAGGAGAGAGCCAAGAUCAUAUUUGCAUUAGAUCAAGAUUUGGAGGAGAAAACCCGAGCCCUGAUGGCCCUGAAGAAGAGGACGAAAGAUAAGCUUUUACAGUUUCUGAAACUGCGGAAAUAUUCCAUCAAAGUUCACUGAGGACAAGCAAAUGGAUAAGGACGUUAUCCACGAAUGAACAUUUAAAGACCCAGUGAGUUUGUGGGACUCUAACAGAGGCAGCAUUUUGUGGCUGUGUUGCAAGCUUCUCUCGAGUCAGGACUCCGAGCCUGAGAAGGGACAGAGCAAACUGGUGGCCAAGACCCCAACCAUUUCCACACCCUGUGCUGUGCGAUGACAGUGGAGAACAAAAUGCUUUCAGCAAGAAUUUGAAAACUCUCCCUGCAGGAAAGGACAGAUGCUGGUAGAAGAGAAUGGACAGAUGCAGUGCCAACAGAUGGCCCAGGAAGACAGACGGACAUCCAGGGCUACAUUGUCAGGUCCUGGGACUUAAAUCCAAACUGAACUGUGUUCAUCUAUUUUUCUCCCCAAUUGAACUGGGCAGGGAGAGAGGAGGGUGAGAGAGAAUGGAGAAAAAUACCAAGCAUCAAUUGUUUACUGAAUUCUUUUUGUCAGAAUGUUUGAAAUGUUGUCAAGUCUCAAUAUUGUCUAUUGGUAGAGAUUUUUAGAGAUCUAAAAUUAUUUAUUUGCAUUUAUGACAAUGCCUGAAAAAGUGCACCACCUGGGUGUUAAGUACAAAUGGAAGGAACUUUCUCAGCUCAGUGAAACCUACGCCACCUUCUGGUUUGUUUGUAAAGGGAUUUUAUACAUUUCAAACAGGUUGCACAGAAGUUAUUAAAAUAAUGGGGUUCUUCAUAAAUCUGAAGUACUGUGAAAAAAAUUUUAUAAUGUUUUUUAAUCUUCUGACUAAUGCUAAAAUAUAAUCUAAUUAAAUUACUUAUAGUUACCGCAAUAAGCAUUAGGAAGUGAAUAUGAUAUACUAAAUAGUUUAUAAAGAUGCUAUGGUUUCUAUAAUUUAUUAUACAUGCCAAGUGAUAUGCAACCCUAAUAAAUUAUUAUAAACUUA
Messenger RNA from Ictidomys tridecemlineatus (thirteen-lined ground squirrel), 1470 nucleotides. It is a transcript of the gene Tcim, whose product is annotated as transcriptional and immune response regulator. Gene Ontology annotation, molecular function: Notch binding. Gene Ontology annotation, cellular component: cytosol; nucleus. The record is from RefSeq and is a predicted model, not a curated record. Gene Ontology annotation, biological process: negative regulation of Notch signaling pathway; endothelial cell activation involved in immune response. Lineage: Eukaryota; Metazoa; Chordata; Mammalia; Rodentia; Sciuridae.